Molecule: messenger RNA, 2173 nt
Organism: Scylla paramamosain (green mud crab)
Lineage: Eukaryota; Metazoa; Arthropoda; Malacostraca; Decapoda; Portunidae
Exons: 5
Coding region: 1205-1990 (261 amino acids)
Source: RefSeq, a predicted model, not a curated record
UUAUUAUUAUUAUUAUUAUUAUUAUUACUAUUAUUAUUAUUAUUAUAGCCGACACGUGCUCCCUCCGAUAUCUCAGUACAUUCCCCUAUGGUCAAGGUCGUCGCGACUAUCCACGCCGUACCGCCAUAAUCUCCAGUCUGCCGACGUAUAUAUGUCAUGAAAAGGUAAAGUUUAAAGUCAGUCUGUUAGUUGACAGGGUUUAAAAAACAUGUCAUUGAGAGAUAGUGACGAUAUAUACGUAUACCUAUCUUCUCUUGCAGGUGGUAGGUCAUUUCCCAACAACACAACAACAGAAUUUGAAAACAGAAUCUUACCCAUUCAUUUAGACACCGGCAGGGAUUAUGAAGUCGGCCUGUGUAAUAUUUUAUUCCCUAAAUAUUUCUACUGCAUUGCGGAAGGGGAUCCAAAUUCCAGUAUAUCGUUCUAUGGUCGGGUUAAGCAGUCAGACUUUGAUAUGUAUGAAUAUAAUAUGUAUACCUAUCUACCGGAAAGGAAUAUCAUCUCCAAUUUUACCGAUAAGAACAUACCGGCCAUAACUAAGGCAAUUAAUGGACAGAUAGUGAGAGAACUUCAAGCAAUCUUGAAUGACUCCUUUAAGAUCUAUUUCCCUUACUCGGAUAUCAUUUAUUAUGACCGCGACUUGGAGCGGGUCGUUGUGAAUAACGCGAUUGUCCCUCCUAAUGACGAUCGUAUUUACAGUGAUAUAAGUAUAAAAUUUGCAUCGCAUAUAGCUCACAUUCUGGGUUUCAAUCCAAAUUUUCGCUACACCGUCUACUUUCAAAGAUCUGGCGACGGCAUUUCAUCUUCCGACGCCAGCGAAGCUUCCUCCUCAUCACCCAUAAAAUUAUUCGCUCAAUACGUACCGCGAGCUGAUGCAGGGACGGAUUAUAUGUACGUUUAUACCGACAUCAUUUCCCCCUCGCGAUUUGGCAACCAACUAGUUAAUAUAUUAGACGUCAUACCACUCCCCGGCGACAGCACCAGUAAAGGUGCGAAUUCAAUUACGUAUAAACCACUUUCUGCAUCAACUAUAGAGAGUGUGGCCAUCAAAAUUGCUAAUCAAAGAGGCAAACCUAUUCAGUUUGAAGAUGGGGAAAACAGUGUUACUUGCGUGUUACAUAUAAGACCACGUUAACUUUGCGUCUCGGACGUAAAAUUUUGAAGAGAAUCGAUCAAGGUGGGAUAAUGGGUGGAGUGGAGGAUAAUGAAACAGGCAGGUGUUGCCUACUUCCGAGUCAAGGCACGCGCCUCGCGACCAUCUGCGCGGGAAGCUUCAGUGUUUCCCCGCGCGGCAUGGCGGCCGGGACAAAGUGUUGACAAUGUUAUAGAAAAAAAAGAAAAGAAAAUGGGUGUUCACUGUGGAACAGCAGAGGCGCGGAUUUUAUGUGAAGUGUUUGGGAGAUGGCGCACUAAUCCAUCCUGCCCCUCAUGUGUGGAAGACCAGUGUGAUUUAUGCGAGCGGUGUGGACUUCUGUUUCCACAUUCACCGCCAGAACACACCUGCGAAGUUGGCAAUCCUGCUUCUUCUGGCUCACACUCGAUUGAGGUUGAGCAGAACGCCGGCGUAGAAGGCCCACGUCGGCGGACGUCACAAGGCGACAUCCCACGCGGAGGCGGGGGAAGAGACUCGCCACGGCCGGGACCGAGUGGAUUAUCGGGGAACGUAUUCAAUUCUUCCGAGACUUCAAGUCCUUCACUACCUACACAAGACACGCCACAAGCGGAGGCGGACCACGAUGAGCGCAGCAUGGCAGGAGAGUCGGCGGAUGCAGACCUUGACGAGCGCGGGAUGCCGGAAGAGCCGCGGUUAAUUGACUCGAGGGAAAAUUUUAUGAGGAGCUUCACCAGACAUCAAUAUGACAUACCUGAUCAUAACGCAUCUCUUUCCGCUUUGAUAUCUAUCUGGGCGAUGCUGGGGGUAAGCGAAGCCGUGCUGACCAUGAGGAUGUCAAUGUGGAGAAAAUGUCAGAACCUGCAAAGAAGAAAUUGAUCUUUAGUGAUGACGACAUGUCGCCACUGCCGGCCAGCCCACCUCCUGACGCUCCAUCAGGACAGGAGUCGCAACAGCAGCAGCCGACAUCGCAGUCGAUUCCGCCACCUCAGGAGUCGCUGAUGCCACCUCCGACCGAAGCACAGCCGCAACGGUCAGAUGAGUCGAAAGUAGGCGGCAAAG